Penicillium samsonianum is the source of this 552-nucleotide messenger RNA. Its product is annotated as CDR ABC transporter. The transcript has 2 exons. The coding region runs from base 1 to 552 and encodes 183 amino acids. NCBI's taxonomy places the organism in Eukaryota, Fungi, Ascomycota, Eurotiomycetes, Eurotiales, Aspergillaceae. The record is from RefSeq and is a predicted model, not a curated record.
AUGACAGAGGUCACUCCUCCAAUCAAACACCAUCACUCCACAAGUAUCGAGUUUCCCUGGGUAUAUAACUUCGACCUGGAAGAAAAGGAAGAAGAAAAGCACAUCGAUAUCGAAGGAACAAUUCGCAGACUGGCAAGCCGGGUCUCACGGCACACCGUGGCCUCGGAAGUGACCAAGCCCAACAACGAUGUUUUUCAUCCCCUCCCCGGCUCGGACCUUGAUCCGCAGUCCUCGAGCUUCAACACUCGGGCUUGGGUGGAAGCGCUCGUUCGAUACGAGAGCAAGAAUUCCGAGUCAGGACGACGCCGGAAGUCUGGCGUCUCCUUCCAAAACCUCGACGUAUACGGCUUCGGCAUGUCCACCGACUAUCAGAAGAGCGUGGGAAACACCAUCCUGUCACUGAUGACGCAGCGUCGCAAACGACGGAUCGAUAUCCUCCACUCCUUCAAGGGGCUGGUCAACGCCGGUGAGAUGCUUUUGGUGCUUGGGCCUCCGGGGUCGGGACGAUCGCUGGGCAAAUGGAGGGGUUGUUUUUGGGCGACGAGGUCAUGA